CGCAUCUCUCAGCUCCAGCUACCUCGGCUGUCUCCCUCAGCCACAGCUGAGACGUCAGAACGGUUACACACCCACACACGUACCGCCAGAGGUUUGGCUACUAGUAGCUAUAAAGGGACGUAGAGAGUCAUCUCAGGAUGUCCACCACACAUCAUCUCACCCCAGACACCUCGGCCAACUACCAGAUCAACAAAUCCUGAACUAUCAUAAUCGAUGAUGAAGCCCAUCCUCCUCCCCAUCCUCGCCGCUACAGCGGCAGCAACCGAUCUCCUUCUCCCUCUCUACCAGUACCCGGCUAACAAUGGCGGUGCCUGGUCGCCCAUCGAGCAAGCCAUGACCGCCAACCCCUCCCUGACCUUCAAGGUCAUCAUCAACCCGAACAACGGGCCCGGCGGUCCCGGCCAAGGCAUCGACGACCCGCAAUACGCCGCAGGCACCAAGGCGCUCGCCUCGCACCCCAACGCCCAGCUGAUCGGCUACGUGCACACGUCGACUGACUGGGGCGCCACGCGGUGCAACGUCCCGUGGCCAUCUAUCACUGCCGACAUCAAGCGCUGGGCUACGUGGCCGGCUCGCGGCGUCGCCAUCAAAGGCAUCUUCAUCGACGAGGCGCCCGUCAACACGGCUAACGACUGCGUGGCCUACAUGCGCAACCUGACUACCUUUCUCCGCACCGACCCUGACGUGGUGCGCGCGUUCGGCACGAACAAACCCAUCAUCGUCUUCAACCCGGGCGGCGUCGGCGCGCUGCAGCCGUACUACGACCUGCAGCCGGACCUGAUCGUCGCGCUCGAGACGUGCUUCGUCGUGCCGGCCCGGGCCGGCGGCGGCGGGACGUAUGACGACCAGUGCUCGCCCGCGGGCGGGUACGAGCGGUACGAUCACGACGGGGUGGGCAGCUCGCUGGAUAACGUCGUGUUCCCGUCCGUGGGGAGAGCGAAUGCUGCCAGGACGGCGGUGCUGGUGCAUGGGUUUCACGACUUCAAUGGGCCGGCGGCCAACAUGAGUGCUACGGUGGGCGUUCUGGGCCAGUUGAUUCGCGGAGUGGUGCAGAGGAAGAUCGGGGCGACCUUCUUCAACACGGCGGGGUAUCACACUUUCACAGAUGGACCGGCAUCCAUUGGCGCUGCAGCAAGUGCGUUGAGAGCGGCAAAUGGUGCCUAAUCAUGUAGUUGAAUGGAUAGGCUGGUUCGUACGGACAGAUGCCAUACAACAACUCAAUGACAAAGCUGGCCGAGAGAUAGGCGUAAAUACACUACCUAGACAGAGGCGACUUGA
Parathielavia appendiculata is the source of this 1278-nucleotide messenger RNA. RefSeq lists its product as uncharacterized. The transcript has a single exon. The coding region runs from base 214 to 1164 and encodes 316 amino acids. The record is from RefSeq and is a predicted model, not a curated record. NCBI's taxonomy places the organism in Eukaryota, Fungi, Ascomycota, Sordariomycetes, Sordariales, Chaetomiaceae.